Messenger RNA from Hippocampus comes (tiger tail seahorse), 2288 nucleotides. RefSeq names its product RAS, dexamethasone-induced 1 (gene rasd1). Gene Ontology annotation, biological process: signal transduction. The record is from RefSeq and is a predicted model, not a curated record. The transcript has 2 exons. NCBI's taxonomy places the organism in Eukaryota, Metazoa, Chordata, Actinopteri, Syngnathiformes, Syngnathidae. Bases 1025 to 1828 code for a protein of 267 amino acids. Gene Ontology annotation, molecular function: GTPase activity; GTP binding; G-protein beta-subunit binding.
AAAAACAAAAGUACCGAUGUUACAAGAACAAGAUUUUUGAAAAAAAAUUCUUAGAAAUACUUUAAUAGACCUUAAUCAUAGGUAUGGUGGGGCAGAUUUUUACCCUGGUUUUGAAAUUAUUUACACUCAGCAUUUACUCUUACGCGUGACUUGAACUUUUUUUGUAGCUAGCAUGUGUUGUCAACUCCGUGCUCCGAGUACAACUUGUGACAUUAUACAAUUUUACUUGUUAACAUCUAGCGCACGACUAGUCUUGUACUAGUCGGGCACAAAUGUCAACGAGUGUACAGUUUUGAUACAAAGGUAACGUGCGCCACUGGUGUCAUACAGGCGCUACGGAGUAGUACGCAAAAGUAUAUCUGCCUCAAUACAAUUCAGUUAUAUUUAACUUUUUAAGUCCAGCAUAUUUGCGUUUAAUCUUUAAGAAGUGUAAUUUUGCAAACAUUUAUUCGGGUUUGAUUUGAGUUCAAUUUUGUGUGCACUUCUUCGGAAUACAGCCUCAUUUUUUGAUGAACACUUAGGCCCACUAUAGUACUGUACAGUAUUUAUAUAUGGCGUCACGAUGGUGGUAUUUUUUUAUCAGGUGGUCCUUUGUGUGACGUUUGGCAGUUGUGGAAGUCACUUUUGUGUGUCUUAUUCAUUCUACUCGUGCACUAAAUUGUCCUCAAGACUGGACAUGGAACUUAAGUAACUAUCAGGGUUCUUAAAUAUAUUUUUUUAAUGUAGCAAAGAACCCUCUGUCCACUUCGGUCUCUUUCUCAGAUUCGAAAAACUUUAUGACAGUGACUUUUCGAGAAUUGGAAGACUGACGCACCGAUGGGAGUUUGCUCCGCGUUUUUACUGCGCUCUACGGACCACCCUGUCAGCGAGCCGUGACGUCGACGGGAGGAGGGGUCCACCCGCGCACUUAAAUAGCUCCGAGCUUCAUCCUGACCGACAGAAAGCCACACAACGUUUGAGAAUCGGCCACACAAGUCUCCUCUCGCUCUCCAGAAGACUCGCACCUCACGGCCCGGAGGACGCCAUGAUUAAAAAAAUGUCCCCUUCGGAGAGCGACUUUGACAUCCCGGCCAAGAACUGUUAUAGGAUGGUGAUUCUGGGCUCCACGAAAGUCGGGAAAACGGCCAUCGUGUCCCGCUUCUUAAACGGGAGGUUCGACGAGCAGUACACGCCGACGAUAGAGGACUUUCACCGGAAACUGUACAGCAUCAAGGGGGACGUUUACCAGCUUGACAUCCUGGAUACGUCUGGCAACCAUCCGUUCCCUGCCAUGCGGAGGCUCUCCAUCCUAACAGGUGAUGUGUUCAUCCUGGUUUUCAGCCUGGACAACAGAGACUCCUUCCACGAGGUGCAGCGCCUCAAGCGUCAAAUCUACGAGACCAAGUCGUGCCUCAAAAACAAAAUGAAAGAGAACCUCGACGUACCCCUGGUCAUAUGCGGCAACAAGGGCGACCGCGAGUUCUACCGCGAGGUGCAGCGCGCCGAGAUCGAGCAACUGGUGGACGGCGACGAGAACAAAUGCGCCUACUUCGAGAUCUCGGCCAAGCGCAACGAGAACGUGGACCGGAUGUUCCAGACGCUAUUCACCCUCGCCAAGCUGCCCCACGAGAUGAGUCCCGACCUGCACAGGAAGGUGUCCGUGCAAUACUGCGACAUGCUGCACAGAAAGUCCAUGAAGAACAAGAAAAUGAAAGACGUCGGGGAGGCGUACGGCAUGGUGACGCCGUACGCGCGCAGACCCAGCGUGCACAGCGACCUCAUGUACAUUAAAGAGAAGGCGGUCGGCGGAGGGCAGGCGAAAGAUAAAGAAAGAUGCGUGAUCAGUUAAGAGGACUUGUUGGAAGAAAAUAUUUCGAGUGAGAGAGGGGGGGCGAGGGGAAGAAAAAGCAGCCACCUUUGGGGCUUUUUCGAGCCGGUUUGUGCGCGCGCACGUUCAGGCGCCGACGCACAACCGUCGCCCAUGGAUACGGAGCGGAUUCCGAAGAACUGUCCCCAAAAACAGACAUAACCCACGACAGAUUGAAAGAAUGUUCCCUUCUUCUGUCCAACCGUGUGACUUUUCAUCACCGUACUUCGUGCGCGUCAGACGUAAAAAAAAAAAAAAAAAAAAAAAAAUCCCGAAAUGUGUUCGUUGACGUCAUCAGAGACUCUGAAAAGGAGCCGCAGCAGUGGGCAGUAACGUUGUUUACAUCUUUGUUUUCUAAUAACCACACUUGAAUGUUCCUUUGCAAUCAGCACUAUUUUUUCGUACUGUAUAUUUAUUGUGACUGUCACUUUUUGCAAAAAAA